Messenger RNA from Necator americanus (New World hookworm), 345 nucleotides. RefSeq lists its product as uncharacterized. The record is from RefSeq and is a predicted model, not a curated record. Lineage: Eukaryota; Metazoa; Nematoda; Chromadorea; Rhabditida; Ancylostomatidae. Bases 1 to 345 code for a protein of 114 amino acids. The transcript has 3 exons.
AUGUAUGAGUAUUCGGGUCAAAACGACAACGAUGAAGCACGGACAGGCUGCGCUCGAAGCGAAAGCGGCUCGGCUGUGAAAGCGGCUGCGCUCGAAGCGCUGCGGUGGAGACAGAAGUUGGAAUCGAGCAACCCCGUGGCAGUUUUUCCGAAGUUUGUUUCUGCACUACUUCUGGUAUUUUUGGAGAAUGAUGAAAAAGACGUAGAACAGUUGAAGAAGACGUUAAAAAAAUCGUGCUUAAUGGUUGCCAACCUAAAGGAAAGCUUCAAACUGUGGGCUCAAGAGCGCGAGAGAUGCAUAAAAAUACAAGGAGCUCUUUGUUGUCUCCUACCAGCUGGCUGUUGA